GUGCUCCUGGUGGUCUUUAACUGAAGGGCACUCACUGGGUCACUGGUGAAUUUCCCCGCAGGAACUGAGUCAGACCCCAUCUCAGGGCCCUGAACACGAUAGGGGCCUGCUCUAAGGCGUGGACCCUCCCGACAGGCCCGGCCUGUCUUGACUUGCGAGGGUUACUGUUCUUGUCCCAAGCGUACAGAUGAGGAAGGGGAGACUCAGGGCGAGCGACCGGGGUCCCAGUGGAGCCCCCGGCACACGCCGACACUGGGGCACCAGCCGCGAUGGCCACCACGGUGCGCGGAGACGGCUGCGACGCGUCCGCGGAUCUCGAUCCCAAACUCCCUCCUGCCGGAAUCUGGACCCGAAUCCACCCGUUGCCCAUUUUCCGCUGCCGCUGGAGAGAAUCUCUGAGGUGCCCAGGACAGCCUGCCUGCACGGAAGAGAUGCCUCCUCAGUAUGGCCGCCCCCAGAGAGGAGCGAUGAAGUGCAGGCCUCCAUGUUGCUCUUGAGCCCGAGCGGCUUUAGGGAGCCAUGUUUUUUACUGGCGGGCGCCGGCCUCACUGAGCAUGUGCAGCCCUGGCCGGGCGGCCUCAAAGUUCUGACGUCACAGGGCGGUUCCUGAAGUGGACAUAGUUGUAAGAGCUAGUUAUUGUAGACAAUACCUCUGGGAUCAGGAACUCUAAUCUGGAAAUAGAUAGUAGGAGAGGUCGGUAAUGCUGUCUCUGGGUCAGAGACCUGAGCUAUGUGGGGUUAGAGAGGGGCCCUGGGCAGGCGAGUCUCUGGGGAGUGUGGUGAGAAUCCUUGUGUCAGAUGCUGGGAGGAGGUGGGGUCAGGGCUGGGGUCCGUGGGCCGACGGGUUGGGGGAAGGUCAGCGUCAGGGAUCAGUAGUAGAGAUUCUGUGUGCCCUGAUCUCCAGUGGAGUUUUUAAAUACAGAGUGUUCAUGAGUUUAGCAAUGUUAUUCGCCUCUCAUUAUUUAAAUAAUUUGAAGUUUUCCCCAAUAACUAGUGUCUUAGAAGUUGUGAAAAUUUCAGAAAAUGACAGGUCUUCCGAGUUCGUGAUGGGAGUUGGGUAGCACUCGCUUACGAGCACCUGGAGAGUUCCAGGUGGUGAAGGUUUAGCCCAGUAAAGCAGAGAGGUUAGGAGGUUAAAUUGGGGGCUCUGGAGCCAGACCUGUGAGGAUCUGAGUCCUGGCUCUGGCACUUAAAAGCUGUGUGACCUUGGUCAAGAUACUUGGCCCCUCUGUGCUUCAGUUUCCUCAUCUGCUAAAUGGAGAAAUAAGGGCACCUACCCCAUAGGGUAGUUGUGUGAUUACACAAGUUAAUACACUUCAGUCAUUAGCAAGAAAGUGAGUGUCAAGCUGUAUUUGUUCAGGCAGCCAUAUGGUAGCCCCACUUCAUUAAUAAACUGAGGUAUUGAAGUAUCUUCUUUUUCUUUCAGAAAAUAUUUGUCAAGCACCUUCUGUGUUCUAAGAACUGUUCUAGGGCUUUGGAUGCUAUGGAGGUCUAGAAAUUCACAUUAUGGUGGCAGGUGACAGACAAUACAAAGAGAUAAAGUAAUUCCAUAUAGUGAUAAGCCAGGGAGGAGUGCUAAAAGGAGCCAAGGU
Macaca mulatta (Rhesus monkey) is the source of this 1592-nucleotide messenger RNA. Its product is annotated as putative UPF0633 protein. Lineage: Eukaryota; Metazoa; Chordata; Mammalia; Primates; Cercopithecidae. The record is from RefSeq and is a predicted model, not a curated record.